AUGGGACAGACUGUCACCACCCUCCUGAGCCUCACGCUUAACCACUGGUCAGACGUGAAGGCACAAGCCAACAACGAGGGAGUUGUAGUCAAGAAGAAUAAAUGGAUCACCCUUUGCGAGGCCGAAUGGGUCAUGAUGGAUGUAGGAUGGCCUCGCGAGGGAACCUUUAACCUCAGACUUAUUUCACAGGUGGAGGGACAAGUCUUCACUCCGAGUCCCCAUGGCCACCCGGACCAGGUCCCAUACAUCGCCGUAUGGAGACUCCUGGCGACAGAACCCCCUCCAUGGGUUAGGCCGUUUCUCUCCCCUCCAGCGCCGGCAGCAAUGCUCGCCGAAUCCCGGGGCCGGGGGAGUGGGGAAGAUGGCUCGGGGGCGGCGUCACCCGUGGGCGCCGAGCCACCCAGCCCCGAGUGUUACACCUCCUCCACAGCACCACCGCUCCCUCUCGCCCCUCCUACCUCCUCCCUUUACCCUGUUCUCCCACGAAAGGAUCCCCCUAAGGCCCCUGUCCUUCCCCCAGACCCCAAUUCACCUCUUAUUGUCCUGACAGAGGACCCACCGCCAUACCCGGGGAAUCAGGCACCGGAGGGACCGAGAGAGCGGGAGGAUGAGGCUCCAGCUCCCUCCCCAAUUGCCGGUCGCCUACGAGGAAGGUGCGACGAACCAGCCAAAGAAUCCAGGGCCUUCCCCCUUCGGGAGGGCCCCAAUCACCAGCUCCAAUACUGGCCGUUUUCGGCCUCUGAUCUUUACAACUGGAAGCAGCAUAAUCCUCCUUUCUCUAAGGACACUGUUGCCUUGACUAACCUGAUUGAGUCCAUUUUAGUGACCCACUGGCCCACAUGGGACGAUUGUCAGCAGUUACUGCAGACCCUCCUGACGGUGGAGGAGAAGCAGAGAGUCUUCCUGGAGGCUCGGAAGCAGGUUCCAGGAGACGAUGGAAGACCCACCCAAUUGCCUAAUGUCAUUGAUGCAGCCUUUCCCCUCACCCGCCCGAACUGGGACUUCGCGACCCCAGAAGGUAGGGAAUUCUGGCGGAGGCCCAUGGCACCCGCUCCGACCUAA
Messenger RNA from Peromyscus maniculatus bairdii (prairie deer mouse), 1062 nucleotides. The record is from RefSeq and is a predicted model, not a curated record. NCBI's taxonomy places the organism in Eukaryota, Metazoa, Chordata, Mammalia, Rodentia, Cricetidae.